AUGCAGUUCACCACCGUCGCCGUCGCCUUCUUCGCCAGCCUCGUCGCUGCCCAGGACCUUUCCCUCCUCCCCGACUGCGCGCGCCCCUGCUUCGUCGACAACUUCCCCGUCUCCGGCUGCACUGACCAGACCGACUUCGCCUGCAUCUGCGCUUCCUCCGCGUACAACAGCGCCGUGACCACCUGCGUCCUAGGUGCCUGCCAGCUUUCCGACGCUAUUGCUGCCUCUACCUGGGCUCAGAACACCUGCGCCGCUGCUGGUGUUCCCAUCUAG
Molecule: messenger RNA, 273 nt
Organism: Colletotrichum scovillei
Lineage: Eukaryota; Fungi; Ascomycota; Sordariomycetes; Glomerellales; Glomerellaceae
Product: CFEM domain-containing protein
Exons: 4
Coding region: 1-273 (90 amino acids)
Source: RefSeq, a predicted model, not a curated record